Messenger RNA from Drosophila erecta, 2232 nucleotides. RefSeq lists its product as uncharacterized. The record is from RefSeq and is a predicted model, not a curated record. The transcript is spliced from 2 exons. Lineage: Eukaryota; Metazoa; Arthropoda; Insecta; Diptera; Drosophilidae. Bases 10 to 2181 code for a protein of 723 amino acids.
CUUAUAAAAAUGAAACAUUUCGUCAAAAACAAAAUUAUGGGCCACUUCCGAAGCUCAGAACAGCAGCGAAAAGAUGCGGGUCAGGGUAGCCAAGCCGACCAGUCCCGAGGUAGUCAGGCCGAAGUGGGUGCAAAACCACGUCCUGCUCCCCAAAGAUCCUGUCCUGGCAGCCUGAAUGUGCCAGAGAAUAUGUACGUGCUGAAAAACUGCGAUCGCUGUCAGGACUACAAGGUGCAGCCCUGCAACUGGAAUUGCAAGUGUCGAAGAAGAGGAAGUGAUUGCACAGGUCAGUGCGACCUGUCGCCAUCGCUUUCCCAGGAGAGCAUUCCAGAGGCGGCGACACCAUCAAGGUCCCUACUCGACCCUGCCUCGCAGCGUCGAUUGGGCGGCAACUGCCCCAUUUGCCAGUUUUGCGGGCGGGAGGAGAUUCGUCAGCCAGGUCAGAGCAUGUGUGCGCAGUGCAAUGAGAAGAUCCAGGCCGCCGUGGAUAAUUACCAUGUGCAGUGCCACGGACAAUGUCAGCCCAUAGCGGGGCAACCAUGUCCUUAUCAGCAGGAUCAAGCGCACUCCCAGCCAGGACCUCAGUCAACUGGUCAGUGGCAACAGUUCAGUAGGAAUCCAUUUGAGCAGCAGUCAACUGGUCAGUGGCAGCAGCUAAGUGGAAAUCCAUAUGACGGUCAGCAGCCGCUGGGGGAUCAACCCUUCAACAUAAUUGUGCUGCAGGAUUGCAACAACCAAUCGCUGAUCGACCAGUUAACUGCGGCUAUAAGCCGCGGUGGCGGUCAAGUGCAUAUGCCCAUGGAAGCGCAUCGUUCUGAAAAUAACCUCUAUCCCAACAACUAUCCCAACAACUAUCAGAGUAACCCACUGGCUGGCUAUAUAGACUACGAGUACGUGGAUCCGAACCGCAAGGAAUAUGGCUACGAGCCGGAAAGGGACGAUCGAUACGACUACGGAUAUGAUAUGGGUGCUUCGCGCCGGGAUUCCUACUACCAAAGGGAUGGCUAUGAGGAGAAGGGGUUUCAGAACUACGCAUCAAGCUACAGCUUCGAUUAUCCCUCCAAGCACAGUAUCAACCAGAAAUCAGAAGCCUCAAGCCCCGACUACACCAAUCAAACUAGAAACCAGUCAUUCGAUUAUGGCCAGGCCCAGAGUUGCACAUGCAACUGUCAGUUUUGCCGCAAGGCCUUCGAAACCAAGGACAAGCUGGCUCUGCUUAUUGCCCAGGCACUGGAGAUCUUCAUCGGCCGUAAUAGUACCAAGGAGGACAAGAUGAAUAACCAAGAGCCGAGCCAUAAGAAUGAGAAUUCGAAAAGUGCAGAUCUAAGGACUAAGGCGAAGAAAAAGAAGGCUAGGAAAAGUAUGAGUCCGGAGCCCGUCGAAAAGAGUCCACCAAAGUCCAAGCAGGAAAGUCCAGAGCACGGCGGCAAUUCGCCAGCGAAGGACACUACAAAGACCCACAAGGAAAGCCAAUUGAGAACUGAAAAGAAGGGCAGCAAGGGGAAAAUUAGCUCGCAGUCCAACCAAAGUACCAAGACGAUUUCCAACCAAGGUUCCGGGGGCAAAGCUGUGAAGCAUUUGGGAUCAGUCCAAAACGUUUCCAGCCGCGAUGCAGAAAGUUCAGGAUCCCACAAGACGCCUUCAUUUUUCCUGCCCAACUGCGAGGAACAUCGCUGCAAGCACAAUUGCAAUGGGAUUUGUUCGCGAAAGCCGCAUGAUUGUGGAAAAGGUUGCAAGUCCAGAUGCCGCGGUCCCUGCUCCAAAUCAGGAGGUGGAGAUGGCCGCAGCCGCAGAAAGGGAUCGGGUAAGGGACAGCGAUCCCAUCAGCGGCACACUCGUUGCCAGCAGUGCAACCGGGGUGAGGGUCGCCAGUGGCAGGAGGUGGAUGCCACCGAUUGCCCGGCAGGCAAUCGAAAUGCUGGAGGCAGCGGCUUUGCUAAGAACGCCCUCCUGGGACUCAGUCCCAUUGCCCACUAUCGACCCGGAAUGCUGCAGUUUCCCGUGAAUUACCUGCUGGCGGGCACCAACUUCCGGCGGAGAAUCGUUCGCACCGCCGCCGGCGUAACGCUGCACCAGAAACCGUACUUGGCCAAGGCCGAUGCCAAGGAUCUGCCCAGCUUUCCCUGCUGCAAGAAGUGCAGCAGCCCAGACUGCCGAGCACCCGUUAAGAAGUGGCUCUGAGCUCCGGAGCGCGUCGCCGAAAUAUAUGCAUUGUUGGGCAUCGAAGGAGCU